CCUCAACAGGAUAUCGGCAAUAUAAAGCUCAAAAAGCAUGUUAUCGUUCGUGGGUUUGUAGAGAAAAUAGCGGAUUCGCUACAUAACGUCAAGUUCUUUCAUCAAAGUGUGAAAUACGAGGUUAAUGAUCACCACGAGCAUAAUUCGUCAAAUUCAUGUCCUGGAUUGAAACCCGAAUGCUUCUUAUAUAAGGAUCCCCAUUUGGAGAGAUACCACCUGCCCAUG
This is a messenger RNA of Acaulospora morrowiae, 225 nucleotides long. Lineage: Eukaryota; Fungi; Glomeromycota; Glomeromycetes; Diversisporales; Acaulosporaceae. The record is from the annotation of a GenBank genome assembly.